CUUUGGGUUGUGUAAAAUCCUCACAAAUCAUAGAGGGUGUCCCCUUUUAGCUUAGACAUAUACCAUAUGGACAAAGUUGGAAAUUUCAAAAUGAAGGAAGAUCUUGGCUUCCCAUACCUGUUAUUCCUCUAUAUAACCACACCAAUUCCAAGUUCGAAAAAACACCAUUAAUUCUUUAUCCAUGGCUACUCACCUUACCUUGUAUGUUUGUCUCAUUUCUCUAAUAAUCCCUCCAUUCAUUUCCAUUUUGGCACAGUCCGACAAUUACAUAAUCCACAUGGACUUGUCUUCUAUGCCCAAAGCCUUCUCUAGCCCCCAUAGUUGGUACUUAGCCACCAUUGCCUCCAUUUUAGACGACACUAAAGCUCCCACCACCACCGCCGCCACUUCCACCAUCUCUAAGCUCAUCUAUGGUUAUGGUAAUGUUAUCCAUGGUUUUAGUGCAAGUCUUUCUCCCUCCGAAAUUGAAGCCGUUAAAACAUCCCCCGGCUACGUUUCUUCGUAUAGAGACAUGCCGCUCAGAGUCGACACCACUCAUUCCUCCCAAUUUCUUGGCCUUAAUUCGGUCUCGGGUGUGUGGCCCGUGGCGAACUAUGGCAGAGACAUCAUAAUUGGGCUUGUCGACUCAGGGAUUUGGCCUGAGAGCAAGAGCUUCGACGACGAUGGAAUGACCAAAAUUCCAUCAAGAUGGAAAGGAGAGUGUGAAAUUGGCGCCCAAUUUAACUCCUCAAUGUGCAACAAGAAACUCAUCGGAGCUCGAUUCUUUAACAAAGGCCUACUUGCAAAAUUCCCGAACUUGACAAUUUCAGUGAACUCCACCCGCGACACGGACGGCCACGGCACCCACACCUCCUCCACGGCAGCAGGGAAUUAUGUGGAGGGUGUGUCCUAUUUCGGCUAUGCCCCGGGCACUGCUCGAGGCAUAGCUCCGCGGGCCAGAGUGGCCAUGUACAAGGCCUUCUGGGACGAAGGCUCGUACAUGUCAGACUUUCUGGCGGCGAUUGAUCAGGCAAUCGCGGACGGUGUCGAUGUCAUGUCCCUGUCUUUCGGCAUUGAUGGAAUCCCGUUGUACGAAGACCCUAUCGCCAUAGCCACAUUUGCAGCCUUAGAGAAGGGUAUUUUUGUCUCUACAUCUGCCGGAAAUGAGGGACCAUUGCUUAAGUCUCUUCACAAUGGGACACCUUGGGUUCUCACUGUCGCUGCGGGUACCAUUGACCGCAAAUUCAGUGCUAAUCUUACUCUUGACAAUGGCAUCACCGUCACAGGAUCAUCUCUUUAUCCCGGAAAUUCAACUUCUUCGACUCUUAUUUUUAUGAAUACUUGUCACGAUUUCAAAGAACUGAAAAAGAUUGGGAACAAGAUUGUGGUGUGCGAGGACAAGAACGAUUCGCUAGCCAAACAAGUUUACAACGUUAAGAAUGUAAAUGUUACUGGUGGGAUUUUCAUAACGAACAACACCGACUUAGAAUUCUUCAUCCAGAGCACAUUUCCAGCAGUGUUUUUAAAUCUUCAGAAUGGGAAAAUUGUUCUAGACCACGUUAAAACAAGCGGUAACCCGAAAGGAACGAUGGAAUUUCAAGGAACCAGCCUCGGCACUAGGCCAGCGCCGAAAGUGGCUAGCUAUAGCUCGAGAGGGCCGUCCCAGGCGUGCCCUUUUGUGCUCAAGCCGGACCUUAUGGCUCCCGGAUCACUAAUCUUGGCCUCGUGGCCUCAAAAAAUUCCGGUAGUGACUGAUUUGAAUUCGGUCGGGCAGCUUUUUAAUAACUUCAAUAUUUUGUCAGGAACGUCCAUGUCAUGCCCGCAUGCUGCUGGAAUCGCGGCACUUCUGAAGGCGGCGAAACCCGAGUGGAGCCCCGCUGCCAUCAGAUCUGCCAUGAUGACAACAUCAUAUUCGACAGACAAUACUUUCAGCCCUAUCCAAGAUAUUGGGAAUGGUAAACCCGCCACUCCACUUGCCAUCGGAGCUGGCCAUGUCGAUCCAAACAAGGCCUUAGACCCUGGACUCGUAUACGAUUUAAAUACAGAAGAUUACGUGAAUCUUCUCUGUGCAUUACAUUACACCACGAAGCAAAUACAUGCAAUCACAAGGUCAUCUUCUUAUGUUUGUUCAAACCCAUCUCUAGACCUGAAUUACCCAUCUUUCAUAGUUUUUUCUCUCAUAGCAUUCUUCAAUGCAAAUGACUCGCAAUCGGAUUUGAACACUGUAAAAGAGUUUCAAAGGACUUUGACUAAUGUAGGAGAGAGAAUGACAACUUAUGUUUCAAAACUGAGUCCAACGGAGGGAUUGAAAGUUAGGGUUGUGCCUGAGAAAUUGGUUUUUACAGAGAGGUACGAGAAGCAAAGCUAUAAGUUGGAGAUAGAAGGUCCAAGAUUGAUGAAAGAGAUGGUGGUAUAUGGUUCACUGAGUUGGGUGGAGGUUGGAGGAGGGAAACAUGUAGUCAGAAGUCCCAUAGUGGCAACAAGCAUAAGUUCAGAACCACUUUGAGGGCAGAGGCAACUCAUAACUUGUCUGCAUCAUCAACACACUUGAUCAUUUCCUUUCUUGAAUAAAGUUUUUCUCUGUUUUUUUUUUUUUUUUGGUCACAUGGUAAUUUUAUUUGGUGAAGAAGAUUUCAGACAAAUGCAUGGAUGCAGAGUGAUAUCUGAUUAUCUUGAUGGGAAGUGGCUUGACAAGUCACUUUCAUAUUGUUAAAUGUGGGUAAUUUUUCAUAUUUGUUAAGUAAUUGAUAAAUAAAUGAUAAUUUCUUAAUAUA
Molecule: messenger RNA, 2753 nt
Organism: Camellia sinensis
Lineage: Eukaryota; Viridiplantae; Streptophyta; Magnoliopsida; Ericales; Theaceae
Source: RefSeq, a predicted model, not a curated record